AUGACUAUGGAAAACAGUGCUUGUAGAAUCAAGAAGAAGCAACAUAUAAUAGCGAUGCCGUAUCCAGGAAGAGGAAACAUCAAUCCUAUGAUGAACUUCUGUAAGCUUUUAAUCACUAGAUUUUCAGUUGUGGACGAUAUCAAAAUCACUUUUGUCGUUACAGAAGAGUGGUUCGGUUUCCUUGGGUCGUCGUCCGAAUAUUUAAACCUACCACCUCAGAUUCAGCUUCGCACGAUUCCGAACGUGAUACCGUCUGAAUUAGGGAGAGGAUUUGACCACGGUAGUUUCCUAGAAGCUGUCCGUACAAAAAUGGAAGCUCCGUUCGAGCAGUUGGUGGAGCAGUUACAACAAGCUGAUGAUCCGACCAAGGUGAACACAACUAUCAUAACAAGUAUCAAUUUGCCAUGGGCGGUUUAUGUUGGGAAUCGGAUGAGUAUUCCUGUGGUUUCCCAUUGGCCGAUGUCUCCUUCCGUGCUCUCUAUUUAUAAUCACAUUGAUCUUCUUGUUCAGAAUGGUCACUAUCCAGUUGAUUUCUCUGCAGAAUGCGGCGAUGAGGUAGUAGACUAUAUUCCUGGAGUUUCACCCAUAAGAUUAGCUGACAUGCCUUUGAGGUUAAAGAGAUCUAGCCAACAUGUCUUGGGCUGGGUAAAGGAAUCGGUUGGCGCAACUUGUAGAGCAAAAUGUCUUCUGUUUUCUACCUAUCAUGAGCUCGAGCCUCAAGAUGACCGUGAUAAAACAUACUACUUGAAAUGGCUAGACUUGCAACCUGUAAAUUCUGUUUUGUACGUGUCCUUCGGUAGUUUUCUAUCAGCUUCAAGUGAACAAAUGAAGGAGAUUUUGGCUGGGUUACGUGAAAGUGGGGUUCGAUACUUGUUGGUUUCACGUGAUGCGGACAAUAAGAUGACUAAUACUCGAGGCUUUGUAGUUCCAUGGUGUGACCAGCUAAGGGUACUUUGUCAUUCCUCGGUAGGGGGUUUCUGGACACAUUGUGGGUGGAAUUCGACACUUGAAGGGGUUUAUGCAGGUGUACCCAUGCUUACUUUUCCAUUGUUUACUGAUCAAACCCUUAAUAGUAAACUUAUUGUAGAUGAUUGGAAAAUUGGAAUGAAGGUGGUUGAUGAGGUUGGAGCAAAAAGAUUGAUUGAAAGAUCGGAAAUUGCAAUAAUUGUGAAGAAGUUCAUGAACUUGAACGGAGACGAUGUGGAGAGUAAAGAGAUGAGGAGAAGAGCUAAUGAAUUCAAGAAGAGUAGCAGACAAGCAUUGGCAAAAGGCGGUUCAUCUACAACCAACCUCGACGAUUUUAUGAAAAAUAUUUUGUUGUACCACUAUUAGUUGAUUCAAAUAUUGUUUAAAGGUGUUUCAUCUACAACCAACAACCUCGACGGCUUUUAUCAGGUUUAUUCAGCAGUAGCGCUGUUAGUUGAUUCAAGCACUUGCGAAUGGUGGUUUGCCUACAUAGUGUUGUUUGCCACUUUUAUUGUGUUAAAGUAGUAUCCCACUAGCUAGUUGUUAUUUUU
This is a messenger RNA of Papaver somniferum (opium poppy), 1517 nucleotides long. RefSeq names its product UDP-glycosyltransferase 87A2-like. The transcript has 4 exons. NCBI's taxonomy places the organism in Eukaryota, Viridiplantae, Streptophyta, Magnoliopsida, Ranunculales, Papaveraceae. The record is from RefSeq and is a predicted model, not a curated record. Gene Ontology annotation, molecular function: UDP-glycosyltransferase activity. The coding region runs from base 1 to 1332 and encodes 443 amino acids.